AUGCCGAAAUAUUUUGUCCGUCUUCUAGCUCUUGCUCUUGUUCUGGUGACUGGAAACGUAGGAUUCUUGAUAUUCGAUGUGGUUGAUGAAUAUGGAAGAGAUGAUUUUCCCGCUGAAUUCGUUUUUGGUUCCGGAACUUCCGUUUAUCAGGUUGAAGGAGCAGCGCUGGAAGAUGGAAGGAGUUUCAGCAUUUGGGACGCCUACGCUCAUUCAGGCUUCUGCGAUGGAGCAAAUGGAGACAUAGCAUGUGAUGGGUACCAUAAAUACAAGGAAGACAUUGAACUUAUGGUAGAGACAGGUUUGGAAGCAUAUAGAUUUUCCAUCUCUUGGUCCAGACUCAUCCCAAACGGAAGGGAUCCGUGA
This is a messenger RNA of Lactuca virosa, 363 nucleotides long. The record is from the annotation of a GenBank genome assembly. NCBI's taxonomy places the organism in Eukaryota, Viridiplantae, Streptophyta, Magnoliopsida, Asterales, Asteraceae.